Molecule: messenger RNA, 651 nt
Organism: Menidia menidia (Atlantic silverside)
Lineage: Eukaryota; Metazoa; Chordata; Actinopteri; Atheriniformes; Atherinopsidae
Source: the annotation of a GenBank genome assembly
AUGGCCAUGUCUCUGGGUGACGACACGCUGCUGUGUAAUUUCCCGAAGUGCCGGUCCAAACUGAGCGGCUUUGCGUGGGUCACGGCCUGCUCGCACGCCUUCUGCGACCAGCACGGCUCCGGCGAGUUCAGCCGCUCCCCGGCCGUCUGCCCCGCCUGCUCCUCCGCGCUCUCCGGGAAGCUGGACAUCGUCCGGACGGAGCUGUCGCCGUCCGAGGAGUACAAGGCCAUGGUGCUGGCCGGCCUGCGACCGGACGUGGUUCUGGACAUCAGCGCCCGGGCUCUGGCCUUCUGGAGCUAUCAGGUGCAUCAGGAGCGAAUGUAUCAGGAGUACAGUCUGUCACGCGCUGAGGCCCAGCUCAGGCAGAUGGAGAAGGUUUUGACUCAACAGAACCAGAGCAGGGAGCUGGAGCUCACCGCCAUGAGAGGGGAGAUCGCCUCCCUAAAGAAAGUGAUGGACGAGUACAAGAGGAAGUACAGCGAGGUGUCCGAGAGGCUGAUGGAGAGGAACAGGCAGUACCAGAAGCUCCAGGGCCUCUACGACUCCCUCAGGCUGCGCAACAUGGUGGUGGGGGGCGGAGAAAGAGACCUGCAGCCACAUAUGGGAAGCCACGACCUAAACACAGGUAAAGACACCGUUGGAAUUAGCUGA